Molecule: messenger RNA, 4975 nt
Organism: Electrophorus electricus (electric eel)
Lineage: Eukaryota; Metazoa; Chordata; Actinopteri; Gymnotiformes; Gymnotidae
Gene: sema3fa
Product: sema domain, immunoglobulin domain (Ig), short basic domain, secreted, (semaphorin) 3Fa
Biological process (GO): negative chemotaxis; neural crest cell migration; positive regulation of cell migration
Cellular component (GO): plasma membrane
Molecular function (GO): chemorepellent activity; semaphorin receptor binding
Source: RefSeq, a predicted model, not a curated record
UGUAGAUAAACUCUCUGCGACCGUAUCGCAAUUAUCUCGCGUUUAUGUUUUGAAUGUGGCUUCUGAUUUUACGAUCACUAAUUGUUUCAUUGUGAUAUUUAAAUGGGUGUUACUUUUAAGGUAAGUCUCCGCCCAGGGGGAGUAACGCACUUGGGGACAACCGCGCAGCAUCCACCUGCCAACAUACUUCCCUAGGCAGUGGACCUCGAGAGAGCUGCGCCUUUCUCUGUUGCAAAUGAAACGAACUGCGCUACAUCGCGUUUUGUGCAUACUUCGUUUAAAUCUUUGGAUUUCACCCGCAACUGGCAGCGAGAGUAAAAGUGUUUGGGUGUAGGAGAGAGCGACUUUGCGGACGCGUACUGCCUGUGACGGACACCUUACUUUUGACUGGAAAACAGGGUGCGUUCCAAGGGAAUAUUGAUCAUUGGAUUCUAAAUGGUUUUAAUAUUUGGAUAAACUUCAGAUAAUUUUCAGGGUUGUUCCUGCACUCCCGUGUGCGCUUGGACAGAAUGACCAUGCAGAGGACGAGGAGUUUGCUGUUAGGGACCUUUCUGGUCUUUCUGUCAUCAGACGUUUCAGUCCGAUGCAACCCUCCUUCCUCUCUCACGCCUCUAUCCGCUCCCCGCGUUUACCUGUCCUUCAAAGAGCUGAAGUCCACAAGCACGGCCCAUCACUUUGGCUUCUUGCUCAAUUCCACUGACUACAGGAUCCUGCGCAUGGAUGAAGACCACGACCGCAUGUAUGUUGGCAGCAAGGACUACAUCCUCUCCUUGGACCUGAACGACAUCAACAAAGAGCCUCUCAUAAUCCACUGGCCUGUGGCUCCCCAGAGGAAGACUGAGUGUGUUCUGUCAGGGAAGGACACCAAUGGCGAGUGUGGGAAUUUCAUUCGUCUGAUCGAGCCAUGGAACCGAACUCACCUGUACGUGUGUGGAACAGGCGCCUACAACCCCAUCUGCACCUAUGUGGAUCGGGGUCAUAGGUCACAGGCUUUGCUUCAUGAUCAGAGUCCUCGCUCCGGAGGCCGAACCAGCCGGGCUGCAGACCCCAGCGCCGAGCCAGAGCUCUACGCACCCAAGGAAUACAUUUUUCGUCUGGAGCCGGGUAAAGUGGAUUCUGGGAAGGGAAAAUGUCCAUUUGACCCCAAACUGAACAGCGUGUCUGCUUUGAUCAAUGGCCAACUCUACGCUGGAGUCUACAUUGAUUUUAUGGGAACAGACUCUGCCAUUUUCCGUACGCUAGGCAAGCACACAGCCAUGAGGACCGAUCAGUACAAUUCGCGCUGGCUCAACGAUCCUACGUUUGUCCAUGCGCAGCUCAUACCAGACAGCGCAGAGAAGAACGAUGACAAGCUGUAUUUCUUCUUCCGUGAGAAAGCUUCAGAAAUGGGCCAGACCCCCAUGGCUCAAUCCAGGAUCGGGAGGAUCUGUCUGAAUGAUGAUGGCGGUCAUUGUUGUUUAGUUAACAAAUGGAGCACCUUCUUAAAGGCCCGCCUCAUCUGCUCCGUAACGGGGGUUGACGGUAUUGAGACGCAUUUCGACGAGCUCCGUGACGUUUUUAUCCAGAAGACACAAGACACCAAGAAUCCAGUCAUCUACGGUGUCUUCUCCGUGUCUGGCUCAGUGUUCAAGGGAUCGGCCAUAUGUGUUUAUUCUAUGGCUGAUGUGCGGAUGAUCUUUAACGGCCCCUUUGCUCACAAGGAAGGCCCAAACUACCAGUGGAUAGCUUACCAAGGGAAGAUCCCUUAUCCUCGACCUGGGACAUGUCCAGGAGGGACAUUCACACCCAACAUGAAGUCCACUAAAGAUUACCCAGACGAGGUCAUAAAUUUCAUGCGGAACCAUCCUACCAUGUACAACUCUGUCUAUCCAGUCCAUAAGCGCCCCCUGGUGGUGCGCACCAAUGUAGAUUAUGAGUUUACUACCAUCACCGUAGACCAAGUGGCAGCUGCUGACGGCAGUUACGAGGUGCUUUUUCUAGGAACAGAUCGAGGCACUGUACAGAAGGUCAUAGUUCUGCCUCGAGAUGACCUCCAGACUGAAGAGCUGGUUCUGGAGGAAGUGGAGGUGUUCAGGGUUCCAACACCAAUAACCACAAUGAAGAUUUCCCCAAAAAGACAACAGCUGUACGUGAGCUCAGUGGUGGGAGUCACACACCUGACGCUGCACAGGUGCGACGUGUACGGCGAGGCUUGCGCGGAUUGCUGCCUCGCUCGCGACCCCUACUGUGCCUGGGAUGGCAAGUCCUGCUCCCGCUACUCUGCGAACCAGAAGAGGCGUAGUCGACGACAGGACGUGAAGUAUGGCAACCCUAUCAGACAGUGCAGAGGCUACAAUUCCAAUGCCAAUAAGAAUACUCUGGAGGCAGUACAGUAUGGAGUCGAGGGAAGCACUGCCUUCCUGGAAUGCCAAGCCAGAUCUCCUCAUGUUUCAAUCAAAUGGCAUUUUCAGAAGGAGAACAGUGAUAGGAGGAGAGAGAUCCGCUCGGACGGUCGUGUGGUACGCACAGAGCAGGGUCUCCUCCUGCGUUCUCUCCAGCUGGUAGACGCCGGGGCCUACCAGUGCACAUCCACUGAGAAGAACUUCAAACACACCCUUGUCAGGCUGCAGUUGGUGGUGCUUCCCGCCCGCACCGUCAACAGCAUCCAGACCGAGGCAAGCGUGCUGGCUGGCCCUGCCCCGCCCCCGCCCCCGCCUCCCGGCGCUUGGACACCCAGCGCCGAGCAGUACAAGGACCUGCUGGCCAUCCUGAGCCAGCCCGAGAUGGGCCUCAUCGACCAGUACUGCCAGGACUACUGGCAGCUCGGCGACGACCCAGACACCGCCGCCCCCCCACGCCCCAAGAAGGACUCCAAGGAACCCAAGGAAGCCCAGCGCAAGCCACGCAACAGGAGACACCACGAGGGCCAGGGGAGCACGGCGGAGACAUGAGGGGUGAGAAGAGGCCCAGCCGUGCGCUCCUCCCCUCCGAACAUGCAUGCACAUACAGCACACGCGCCAUUUCACCACAAGAUCCGAGGGAGACCUCAUACCCAGCGACAAGACAUCAGACAUGCCAAUAAGUUACAAACCAAACUGGAACAUGGCCAAAGGACUUAAUGGUCAUAUUAGAGCAGCACGUGGUGAGAAUAGGAAGUAUUUAUUGUAGGUUGUACAUAGUUAGGCUCUGUGGAUAUCUUUGUACUGAGAGCACAAAAAAGUGGAAAAAAAAAAGCAGUUUUGUGUAUAGAUCCUUCUGUGCAAAUAUUUUGUUAUUAUUGUUAUUCUUCUUAUAGUAUAUUUAUUAUUAUAGUGUUAUUGUCAUAAAUAACUGUGUGGUUGUAAUAUAAGCAAUGGCAAAGGUUUAGCUUCAUGCUGUGUACACUGAAUGUACAAAACACCUUAUAGGUGUCCUUAAUAGGAUACCAUAUAAUGUACAACCAGGCAUGAGUUGUAACACCACUGUUUUGAAAACACAGUUGUACUGAGAGCCCAGCUGAUUCACUAUCAUACGUCUUGAGGUCUGUAUAAGUCACUCUCCAUUUGUCACUUUAAUGAAUCACCUGUUUCUAAACUCAGAGCAGGUUUUAGCCAGAUGUUUAUUGUUUGUAUUUUUAUUUUGUUUUUUUCCCCAGGAAUACCAUCACUGACUAAGCAGUCAGUCAUGGACUGGAGAGCUAGUUCUAAUAAAAUCCCUGCUCUGUGUAUGUUUUAUCUACUUGUAAAUGCUUACAUAUACAGUUUUUGGCAUUAUUUUAAUGGCAGUGCUGCUGUGAGACAUACUGGUUGAAGAGAGUACAAGUCAUGCUGCAGUCAGUGGACCAACAACUUAGUACAACCUGUCACAAAGUACAGGUAUCUCCGCUCUCUAGCUCACUAUGGUGGCCUAUAAGGAUAUGUUGUGAUGUAAUCAUGAGGCCAUUUGAAAGCUGCUGCCUUAAUGGACAGUUUGACUGCACUGUGUGGAAUGGAACCUCACUCUUUGAGGACAGAAAACCAGCAUGGCCCUCAAAUGAGUUCAUUGGUUCAAUCCGUCUAUCCAGAGAAUCUGUACACAAGUAUCCUAUGACAUCCAGCAAGGAUCUACACAAGAGAAAAAAAGUUCCUCUGUACUUGUUUGUUAUUGUCCUGAUCUUCCAUAUGUCAGUAUGAUAUGUGUAAAGUUUGUCUUUUUUCAGUCAGCGGGUUUGGUUCAAGUUCUUUAACAUCUCCUGUUUAGUAAUCCUAGCGUUUUCUUCAAAUUUAGUUUACCAAGUUAUUUGUAAAUACUACAUACAAAUAUUGCACGAACAAGAGAUCCAUUAAUUAUAUAAUACAUCUGAUUCAGACCAGGGCAUCUAUACUUCUGUUGUUCCAAAACAAAAUUCUUGCUGAGGAAAAGCAUACAGACAGUGUGCUGUAUCGAUUAAAAUAUAGCCUUACCAAUCUUAGCAGGAGAAGAGUCAAAGGAAGCACUUUUAACCCCUUUUAUUUGACUGCCAUUAAGCUAAAACUAAGACGAGCUUUGGGACGAUUUCUUUGAUUUUUGCAUGAAUUGUAUAUGUCCUGUACAAGUAAAUUAGUCCAAACCCAAACGUGUUGCUAUGUAGAUGUUUAUGGAUGGUCUUUUAUGUGAGAAUGACUUUAUGUGAAAAUACCACUACAAUGGGACAGUGAGAUUGGUUCUAAAGGACAGAAGACUGUUUUAAGCACAAGACAAGGUGUUAUGAUGCUCAAUGAACUUCUGUGUCUCUCUUGCCUCUCUUGUGUACUUGUUUAAAACGUGUUAGCAGGCUGCUUCAAAUGACUGUUGUAUAAUUUUUUUCAGUUCUUUGUUAGUAAUACAUUAUACAUCACUGUGGUUUGUCUUUUUUGUUUUGUCUGAAUUUUUUUAAUAUGUUGUGGAAAAGAAAUUGGGAUUAGAUGUAAUUCAAAGUUAAUGUACUGAUUUUACUAUGCUUUUUCUUUCAUUGUUGUUGAUUAAUUAAAAUUCUAUAUUUUAUAACAUAAAAAGCUGA